GAACUGAACCCCAAAGAAAGGAUGUGAUGAAUAUUGCAUUAAAAACAUAUAUUUGAGUGAACUGAGACAUAAAAUAAAUGAAUGAUUUUUGAGAGGAAGAGGAAAGUGUUUGAAGUGCCUAAAGAGAGAAAUAUAGUAAAUAUAGUAAAAGCUCAGUGAAUAUUAGCUAAUAACAAUUACAGUUCUUAUAAUAAACACAUCCAUUAAAGUGAUCGGCUCAGACAACACCCAGUGCAGGAGUGAAGUGCGACGCAGGAGAGUGAUCGUCAAUGAGACAGUCGUGUGCCUCGUCACUCACCCUUCUCACUGUGUUCCCCAGACUUGACCAUGAAGGAGUCUCAGCACAGUGCCUUUGACAAUCCAGUCUUUGAACCUGAAGACGUCAUUCAAGGUUCUAACACUAGGAAGGAUGGCAGUCUUGAUGGGAAGUCUGACAAGGAGGGAAGCAUCCCUGCGGUGCCCGAGGAAUCACUGGAGCAUAAUCCUAAAGUAGCGCGGAUCAUCCUCAAGAACAUCAUUAUCAUCUCCAUCGCAUUCACCUUCCUCUUCACCGCCUACAACUCCAUGGCCAACCUGCAGUCUUCCAUCAACCAGACGGUCGGCACGGUGUCCCUGACUACAGUAUACGCAGCACUAGUGGUAUCCUGCUGCUUCCUGCCGUCACUGCUCAUCAAGACACUCAAGACUAAGUAUACGAUGGCAGUCUGCAUGCUGGGUUACUCUUCAUACAUCGCGGCCCAGUUCCAUCCGACACUGGCUACAAUGGUACCCACAGCCAUCUUGGUGGGGCUUGGCGCCGCCCCGAUGUGGUCGGCCAAGUGUUCUUACCUCACCCAGGUGGGGACCAAGUACGCGGAGCUGACGGGGCAGGACAAGGAGGUGGUUAUUACUCGAUACUUCGGUAUUUUCUUCCUCUUCUUCCAGUCGACUCAGGUGUGGGGCAACCUCAUCUCCUCCUCAGUGUUGUCAACGGAUACGGGGGUGUUAAACAAAACGGAUGAAGAGCUGGAGACAUGUGGAUACAAUUUCUGUCUCGCUACACAAAAUGCUACUAACGGCGAUGACGGGAUUCCUAACUGGCAGAGAUACACCAUGGCAAGCAUUUACCUAGUGUGUGCACUGCUGUCUUCAGUCAUCAUUGUAGUGUUCGUCGAUCCUCUCAGAAGGUUCGUGGGCAAGGAGAAGGAGACAGCUGCCACAGAGGGCAAAUCGUCGAUCCAGCUUCUGAUCGCCACCUUCAACCACAUGCGUCACCCGUACCAGCUGCUCAUCAUCCCCCUCACCAUCUGGUCGGGCGUGGAACAAGGCUUCUUCCAGUCUGACUUCACCGCCGCCUACGUGUCGUGCGGCCUCGGUGUGCACAUGGUGGGCUACGUGAUGAUCUGCUACGGCGUGUGUGACGCCCUCUGCUCCAUCUCCUUCAGCCCGCUGGUCAAACUGUUGGGUCGCGUCCCCGUCUUCAUCGUGGGCGCGGUCAUCAACUACGGGGUCAUCAUUACUCUCAUAAAGUGGCGCCCUCACCCUGACGACACAGCCAUAUUCUUCGUGCUGGCCGGACUGUGGGGCGUGUCGGAUGCUGUCUGGCAGACGCAGAUCAAUGCGUUCUACGGUGUGAUCUUCCCUGGCAAGGCCGAGGCUGCCUUCAGCAACUAUCGCCUUUGGGAGUCAGCUGGGUUCAUUAUCACCUUCGCCUGCAGCACCGUCCUCUGUAUCCAGUCCAAGAUCACCAUUGUGUUGGCGUUCCUCAGUGUCGGCAUGGUGGGCUACUUCAGCAUCGAGAUUAUCGAUAGGUUUGUGGGCAUCAAGAAAGACAGUGAUGGAGAGGCGGUGCCCAUCGACAGGCUCGUCACUGGAAAGUAUUAAGUUAUCUCCUUUGUCGUGACCAAUAAUCUCAGCCUGACAGCUCAGAUAUUUAGAGGAAGCGGAAAUAAACUGUACACUGAACGAAAGCUAAUUCCCACUUAGUCAGACUUGCUGUAUCUUUUAGGACCGUUGUAUUUCUAUGCCUUAACCAAUCACAAUCUUGAGCUUUUUACAAGUUCUAGAGCAGAAGAAUGAGAAACUAAAUUAAUAUGAAAAAAAUAAAGGGCUGGGUGGGGAACAGUUCGGAAGUAUUUUGUUCGCCGAAGGUCCGCUUCGUGUAGCAGAAUGUGAAUUGUACUCAAUGUGAAAGAAUAUGUGUUACAAACUAUCGAUAUCCAUGAAUAGCUAAAUCGUUUAUGAUCACAGUUUAUUUUUAUAAAAUUAUCAAAACCAAAAAGUUUUGACGAAUUUUGGAAAAUGUUAAGUAACUAACAUCACUUCAUACACUACCAAUAGGUAUUAGAGGUGUGGGUGAUGUGUGUCCCUGUGGUGUUGGUUCACUUGGGGAGCAACGUUCUUUGAGAAGUGCAUUGGGUUCCCGACAGUCAGUGUGAAACCUAUUCAGAUUAAUUAAUUCACCCUCAAGAACUUUUAAGAAUAUUGUUGACGCUGAAAUCUUCAAAUAUAGUUUGUUGCUUCCAAACCUUAGGGUUCAGUUCACAAUACCAAGAGUGAUCAUUGUUUUCGUAGCUGCAAUAAGCGGUUUCUUUUAUUUUUCUUUUUGUUCAUCUCUAAAUACAUUGAAGAGUCCUAUAUGUAUUGUUGCUUAGGAUUUCAUUCCUUAUAGAGAAUAUUAUGAUGACGAUAACGAUGAUGAUGAUGAUGA
Messenger RNA from Portunus trituberculatus (swimming crab), 2689 nucleotides. Its product is annotated as UNC93-like protein. The record is from RefSeq and is a predicted model, not a curated record. The transcript is spliced from 9 exons. The coding region runs from base 328 to 1863 and encodes 511 amino acids. Gene Ontology annotation, biological process: regulation of potassium ion transport; regulation of muscle contraction. Gene Ontology annotation, molecular function: potassium channel regulator activity. NCBI's taxonomy places the organism in Eukaryota, Metazoa, Arthropoda, Malacostraca, Decapoda, Portunidae. Gene Ontology annotation, cellular component: striated muscle dense body; plasma membrane.